Messenger RNA from Myzus persicae (green peach aphid), 1552 nucleotides. RefSeq lists its product as uncharacterized. Gene Ontology annotation, biological process: DNA replication. The record is from RefSeq and is a predicted model, not a curated record. Gene Ontology annotation, molecular function: DNA-directed DNA polymerase activity; DNA binding; nucleotide binding. Lineage: Eukaryota; Metazoa; Arthropoda; Insecta; Hemiptera; Aphididae. The coding region runs from base 27 to 1121 and encodes 364 amino acids. The transcript is spliced from 6 exons.
UAGGUAACAAUUUGUAUGGAUGGGCCAUGUCCGAGUACAUGCCGUAUGGUGGCUUCAAAUGGGUCGAGCCUACUCUCAAUAGAUUGGAAUGCUUAGAUGAAACAUCGGAGAUAGGACGAAUGUAUGAAGUCUAUAUCGAGUAUCCGCAGCACUUACAUGACGAUCAUAAUGAUCUACCAUUCUUGCCUAAUAAAAGUAUACCACGCGGGUCUAAAAUACCAAAACUCAUGGCAACACUCGAAUCUAGAGAACAUUACAUCGUGCACUAUCGUAAUUUGAAACAGGCGAUGGCAAAUGGGUUAAAAGUUAAAAAAGUGCAUAGGGUGCUACAGUUUAGACAGUCUCCUUGGUUAGCGAGUUACAUUAAUUUAAAUACCGAAAUGAGGAAGAAGGCCAAAAAUGAGUUUGAAAAAGAUUUUUACAAGCUGAUGAACAAUAGCGUAUUUGGAAAAACCAUGGAGAGUAUGAGGUCAAGGAUAAAGAUGGAGCUUGUCUCGAGCGAAAAUAGGUUACAGAAACUUAUAAAUCGGACGACAUUCAAAUACUGUACCGAUUUUGAAAAUAAAAUGAUAACAGCGGUAACAAUGGAGAAUAAAAUCAUAGAUUUCUAUAAGCCAAUUUAUAUCGGUUUUGCUGUGCUUGAGAUCUCUAAAACAUUAAUGUUUGAUUAUCAUUAUAACGUGAUGAAAAAACACUAUGGAGACAGAAUAAAACUUAUGUACACCGAUACAGAUUCACUGAUAUACCAUAUUCAGACGCGGGACUUUUAUUCUGAUUUGAAGAAUAAUCCGAUUUUACUCGACCGCUUGGAUACAUCAGACCUGCCGAGUCAUCAUCCUUGCUAUAUGACUGAGAGGAAAAAAGUACCUGGUUUCUUUUCAGAUGAGACAAAAGGUCGUACAAUGUUCGAGUUUGUUGCCCUGAGAGCGAAAUCGUAUGCCUUUAACAUCGAAGGUGGAGAUAAAAUUAAAGCUAAGGGGAUUCGAUCUCACGUAGUCAAACAUCACAUGACCCUAGAAGAUCAUAAAAAAUGUUUGUUUGGUGAAGCUGGAGUGGAGGCGUUCCGAGAGAACGUUUCGAUCCGAUCGUUCAACCACCAGCUUAGGACCAUAAGUCCAUAAAGUCAAAUAAGUUGACUUUUAACAGCUAUGACGAUAAAAGGGUGAUACUAGAAGAUAAAAUUCAUACCUUGGCUCACGGGCACUUUAGUUUAGAGAAAGAUGACGGGGAUGAAUGACCGGAACUUGACUUUGAGGUAAACGAAGAAGGGGGUGAAUGGAGUGAUCAAGAAAAAGAACUGAUGAGAAUGCUUAUAAAUUUAGCAUAGUAAUUUUAUUUUAAAACCUGUAUAUCCUUUGUAUUUAAUUAGCUACUGUAUAUAUAUAUAUAUUAGGGUGACAAUAAAAAAAAAAAAAAUUAUUUCUUACAGUCCCACCAGCUUAAAUUGUUUAUCCAUCUAAUAACAACGUUCAUAAAAAAUUUCAAGAAAAAAUUUCAAUUUUUAUUGGUUGCGCAACUUGUUUUAAAAAUAUAAUAGAUAUUUCAGUGUAUG